AUGGAUCCUUGGGUGAAGGACGUGAUGAAGAACGACGGAGAAGGUUUCCACAUUUCUGUGGAUGGGACGUUCAAGACUUCUCCGACUCAUUGGGCCCAGCAAUUCACGGUCAUGGUCCGCUUUGACUGUGGUCGCAUGUUUCCUCUAUUCUACGCUAUUCUCCCGAGAAAGAAUGGAAAUACCUACGAGCGAUUUUUUGCGGCGAUAGAGGGAUCGCUGACUCAGGAUGUGGGGAGCUGCAUGAUGGAUUUUGAAUACGCUGUGAGAAAAGCUUUCGAAGGCGUAUUCGGGAAAGGAAAGGUUGUUCUUUGCUACUUCCACUUCUGCCAGAACAUAAGGCGGAAGUUCGAGAGCCUUAUACGGAAGCCGGUUGCUUCUAAGGAGCAGCAGGCUCUGCGAGAAGAGGUUUACUACGACAUAUUGGCGCUCCCCUUUCUUCCGCUUGAUCUCGUGGACUUGGGAAUGGAUUUCAUCUGCGACAAACUCUCGGGAGACGACCGUCGUUUUCUUCUGAAGUACCUCCGCCCUUACUACGGCAUGAAAGGCAUUCAUCCAGCAAGAUUGUGGAACUUGCGUUUGCGCGUUGAGCAAGAACUACCGCGGACGAAUAAUGGCCAGGAGGGAUUCCACAACCGUUGGAACGGUCAUUUUCCGGGAUCAAGCCAUCCUACAAUCUGGUCAUGGAUAAGCGUGGUUCAUGAUCUCAUGAAGGAGACGAGGGCCGAAUUACUUAUGAUGCGAGAGGGGGAAAUCUGGCCUCGUGAAGCUCGAUACCUCGAGAAUGACGCGAUACUGCGCAGAGUUUGUCGCUUCAGAGUAGAUUCGGCGAGCCUCGGGAGCUGGUUCGAUAAAGUAAGGGCUUCCAUCAGGAGGAUCGUGAAGGAUAUGCGUCGCGAAGUUGACGAGGCGGAGUCUCUAGAGUUCCCUACUAUUGAGCCUGCUACUGAUGCGAAGCGCAAGGCAGACUUUGGUCCCAAUUAUUCGGGAGUGAAUCAGCGAAAGCGCCUCGCAGCUGUGACUCUCAACGAUGCGGUCGAAUUCUCGCAGGAUUCGGAAUCUUCUGAGCCUCCAAAUAACGACACUGUGGUGCUCGGGGUACCCGAGGGUUCCAGCUUGGAUGAUGGCUUACUUCGCAUGUUCAAUGAGGUGGCAGCUGCUUUCGCGGGCAACACCUUAGUCGAAAAUUCCUUAAUGGAGGCUCCUCCGAUGCCAGCUCAGGCUGAGGCGGGAUCUCAGGGUAUCGCAGUUCAACCACCUUCCCAGGAGAAGUCGGGCUCAGACGGAACUGACCGCAGUAUGGCUAUCGGGCUAUGGGUUUCCCCUGUGCCUGACAAUGAUUUGGUUGUCUUGCAGCCAAUAUCUGACGGCGGUUGUCACUUUACCUGCACGGUGCGGAUUAAUGGUGAUAUAUUUUACUUUGAUAGUUCAUACGGAGAGCAGGCUAAGGUCUCGGAUUACAUGAAGGUGUGGCCUUUGGUCAUGGAUAAUGUGGAGAAGAGGAUGAACCAGAUGGAACAGGCGCUAAUAAAGAGGCACAACGUGAAGAUGAUGAACGAGAUGCAGGAGGUGGUCAGACAAAUAACUACAGCGAAGACUAGAAAUGAAGAGAUCCUACUCGCCUAUAACACCCGCCUGGGGGAAAUCACUAGGGCUUUGACGGACCUAGCGGAGAAGCAAACUUCGUCUGAUUCGGUUGAUGAUCUUAAACGACAAAUUAAUCUCCUAAGACAACAUUUGAACAUAAGGUGUGGUCAGACCUCAGAGCAGGUGGGUCAGUUGAAGCAAUCUGUGAUAAUCACUCUACAAAGGGAAAGGACUGAGAUGCAGCAAAGAAUGUCGCAACUAAUGCGCAACGACCUAACUAUGGUAAUCCACCAAGUAGAUCGUCGGCUCAAGGAAGGACAUGCGCAGAUGCUCGCUUUGAAUCGCGUCGUGAGGGAGCUCUGUAGCCUGACGGAAGGAGGAGAAGGUCUACUCACCGAGAUACUUCCUAAUGACGAGGGGUCUUUGCCAUCCUUGGAGCCUAGCAAGAUUUUGAAUGAUAAUUCUCGUGGGAGUAACACUGGUGGCACGUCGGUGUCAACUAGCAGUUUCCCUCGGCAACAGCAACAACAGCAGCAACAACAAACACAGCCGCAGGGGAUGAGCACUACCUUACCAGGCUUCAAUCGACCACAAGGCUCGACGAGCGGAGCAGGCGCGGCAGCAGCAGCUACGUCCUCCUCGUCAUCAAGCGCUAUGAACAUUAAUUCAGCCGCUCCUAAAGCUGCAUCGGGUAAUGCGGCGCAACAGGCGGCAUUGACAAAAAGGAUUGCAGAGUUGAUCAAACGGCAAGGUGUUAACGUAUCGUCCCAACCUGCUAUCGCCCAGUUGCUGGCGCACCUGCCGCAGCAACAGCAACAACAACUUCAACAGCUACUACAACAACAACAGCAACAACAACAACAACAACAGAAGACGACAUAUGGGAUGGCGCCUUCGACAGGACAGCAAACUUCUCUGAGAUCGUUGAAUACCCAGGCUCAGCAGCAGCAGCAACAGCGUCAACAACGAGCCUUGAAUAGUCUAUCGCAGCAAGGUCCAUCAAACGUCGUGGCAUCUGCUGGCCUCUGUCCCUUUAUCUCCACCUUUGGGUACAUGCAUAUGAUCAGCAAUAGGGAGCCUCUCCGGCAGCUUCCGUCGGCUAUGAUAGCCCAGUUACAACAGCAAUACGCGGCUCAGGUAUUGUCUGGGCAAAUCACGACUAGUGCGGAGUUGAUGCAAGCCAUUGCUAACUCUGGCGCUGCUAAGCAAAACCAAGCUACUACUACUACUACUGCUGGUGCUGGUGCUGGCAUGCAGUCGGUUUUCCAGGCGGGGACUGCAACGGUUUCAACACCGUCAUCGUCGACAUCUGGCCCCCAGCAUGAUCUGAUCGCCUCACAGAUAGCGCAUCAGCAAGAAGGUCUUAGCAUGGGUGCUAAGGCGAAGACUAUCUCUUGCAAGUUUAACGCUGUUGGAAAGUGCGCAUAUGGUUCGCGGUGCGCAUACAGGCAUGCAGGAGAAGGCGCUGCUGUCGGUGGCGGUAAUAAUAAUAGCUCGUCGAAUCAGCCUACUACUACUGCUGCUAUUCUAGCUGCUAUGGCAAAGGAAACUCGGGCUCAGCAAAAUGCACCGUUAUUGACGAUAUCGCAGCAACAACAACUACUGCUACAGAAAGGGCAACAGCAGCAGCAACAGACGGGGACAGGCCGACAGUUGACGGGUCCAGGGGUGAGCGCGGCUCGAAGCUCAUCCGAGGGGCCUCGAGCUCCCGAAUCACAAAGCAAAGAUAUGAGUGAUUCGAUCAGUGCGGAAGCGGUGACCAGCGCUUGGCUGAAAGAUCAUUUGUCUGGAACGUCGUGGGCGGAGAGAUUAAGCUCGGCAAAGCCCGAGCAGCCUUCCUCCCCCUUCCGUGAUGGGGGUGGUGAUGAUGGGGCGGUUGCUGCUGCUGCUGCUACGCCACCCUCGUCACCGCCGCCUCCGGAAGAUCCUACUAAGGGUAGUGAAGACCAGCAGGAAUCGGAAGUGAAUUAUCAGAGUAGUAGAAAUACCGUGGAUUUUGAGGAGGUUGUGGUGAAGGACGAAGCCGACGAGGGUGUUGCGGAAUCUGCGGGCCCUCCUCCUGGUUUGGGAUUCGGUACUAAAACCGAAUCGAGUUGAAUAAACGAGUUUUGUUAUGCUUUUUAUGCUAUUUGCGGUCAUCGGUUUGCAAAAGCUCGGCGAAGGUUCGCGAAACAUUCGUUCAUUUCCUAAUAGGUCGAAAGGCUUACAGCCGGUCUCUGAUUCAAUCCGUUUCCUAUUUUCGUUACGUUUUUAUUUUACAUCACCAUCAUCAUCG
Perkinsus marinus ATCC 50983 is the source of this 3859-nucleotide messenger RNA. RefSeq lists its product as hypothetical. The transcript is spliced from 23 exons. Lineage: Eukaryota; Perkinsozoa; Perkinsida; Perkinsidae. Gene Ontology annotation, molecular function: metal ion binding. The coding region runs from base 1 to 3681 and encodes 1226 amino acids. The record is from RefSeq and is a predicted model, not a curated record.